Messenger RNA from Melozone crissalis (California towhee), 3160 nucleotides. RefSeq names its product haloacid dehalogenase like hydrolase domain containing 5 (gene HDHD5). Gene Ontology annotation, cellular component: mitochondrion. The transcript is spliced from 14 exons. The record is from RefSeq and is a predicted model, not a curated record. Lineage: Eukaryota; Metazoa; Chordata; Aves; Passeriformes; Passerellidae. The coding region runs from base 1 to 1914 and encodes 637 amino acids. Gene Ontology annotation, biological process: glycerophospholipid biosynthetic process.
AUGGCUGGAAACAAGCUGGUGCAACUUGCUCCCACAACAUUUAAGCCUGGUUGCACAGUGAUCAUAAAGCCAGAAGAGAGGUGUGCAAAAAAGGAGGAAUUUAGGCUGGACCACAGCAGUUAUAAAAGACCAAUUCAUUCAGCUCCAUUCAAGCUUCGGUUUUGUACCAUCUCUGUGGUGGCUGCAGCACGGGAAAGUAAAGAAAUGACUGGAGAGGAUGAAAUGUUUGCCUCCUGGUCACUGCCUGCCAGGAAAUGGCUGAUCCAGCACCAGCGGUUGCUGUCAAAAAUCAUGCCAAUAAAAACAGAGGAGCAAAUACCCGAUCACACUUUCAGUGAAGAAAUUCUUCCUGAUGUCCAGGCAUUCUUCCUGGCACACCUUGAGGAUGAUGCCCAGCCUGGCACACCUUCUCCUGUUGUUGUUGCCUGGGAGAAGAGCCCGAUCCCCACCUCAGGGGAGGGAGGAGCCCAGAACAGGAUGCAGCACUCGAGGCAGCACAUCCCCAGUGCCAAGCACACGAGGACAAUCGCCGUGCCCGUGGGCUGGCAGCGGUGCCAGGCUGCGGUGCCAUUCCUGGGCAUGCAGACGGCAGCCAGGCACCCGCUCUUCUCUCCAGCUCUCGCCAAACCCGCUUUGCCCGGAGCAGGGGCGGCAGAACCCUUCCCUGGCACCCUCAUUGCCCGCAGCCGGGUGUGGGCGGGCGGGCUGGCGGGGCUCCGGCCGCUCCCCGCGGGCAGCCGCGGGCCGCCGCCGGCCUUCGGGUUCCUGUUCGAUGUGGACGGCGUGCUGGUGCGGGGCAGCCAGCCCGUGCCCGCCGCCCGCCGCGCCUUCCAGAGGCUGACGGACGGCGGCGGGCGGCUGCGGGUGCCCGUGGUGUUCCUGACCAACGCCGGGAACUGCAUGCGCUCGGACAAGGCCCGAGAGCUGUCCCGGGCGCUGGGGCUGCAGGUGCCUCCGGAGCAGGUGAUCCUGUCCCACAGCCCCCUGCAGCUCUUCAGCCAGUUCCACCAGAGGUGCAUGCUGGUAGACGGGCAGGGGCCCGUGGUGGAGAACGCCCACAACCUGGGGUUCAAGCACGUGGUCACCAUAGAGGCCCUGAGGAAGGCAUAUCCCCUGUUGGACAUGGUGGACCUGAGCCGGAGGCCAAAAGAGCUGCCUCCUCCUUCCCCCCCUGGCUUCCCCACUAUAGAAGGGGUGAUUCUGUUUGGCGAGCCAGUGAGGUGGGAGACGAGCCUGCAACUCAUUGCUGAUGUGCUCCUGAGCAAUGGGAACCCUGGGGCAGAGCUGCAGGAUGUGCCAUACCCUCAUCUGCCCAUCCUGGCCUGCAACAUGGACCUCCUGUGGAUGGCUGAAGCCAAGAUGCCCAGGUUUGGCCAUGGCACUUUCCUUCUCUGCCUGGAGAGCAUCUACAAGAAGGUGACAGGCAAGGAGCUGAGGUACGAGGCCCUGAUUGGCAAACCCAGCCCCAUCACCUACCGCUAUGCCCAGUACCUGAUCCAGCAGCAGGCGGAGAAGCAGGGCUGGAAGGCUCCCAUCCGACACCUCUAUGCAGUUGGGGACAACCCCAUGUCUGACGUCUAUGGGGCAAACCUCUACAACAACUACCUCAAGUCAGCUCAGCAGAACCAGGUUCAGGCUGGGCAGAAGAGGAGCCCACAGGCAGCCAGUGCCCAGGCUGAGGUUUCCCUGGAGCUGAGGAAUGACUGCACCAGCUCAGUGGAGAGCUGUGAGUCCAUCCUGGUCUGCACCGGGGUGUUCCGCCCCGACGGCGCCGCUCCCAGGGAAGCAGGGGAGACAGUGUUCCAUGGACACCGGGACUUCUGCUUCGACCCCAGCCUGGUACAGCCAUCCCACAUCGUGCAGGAUGUGGAUGAGGCCGUGCAGCUGGCUUUUGAAAAAGAAAACUGGAGCUAGGCGUUCAGACAGAGUGCCUAAAGAUCUGCUGUAAGGGGUUUUAUGUACUGGAAAGAGGGGAAGAAUGGGGAGGGACCUGGGGUGAUUUUCUAAUCUAGAUAAUGUUAAAGAAAACUCCCUGUUGCAGCACUAAAAGCCCCUUAAUUUUUUUAAAACUCAUCUGCCAUCCUGACAGCUGCCCAGAGACUCUCAGCUGUGGCUGUACAUUGCUGCCAGCCAUAAUUGAGCCAUAAUGGAAACAGGGUAUAAGGAGCAGGCUUGUCCCAGCAAUCCCGGUUUUGUUCAGCCCUCACAGCUCAUUCUUUUCCUUGCUUUGUGUGCAAAGAUCAGGGGAGCCCACCCUCCUCUUUGUGGGGUGUUUGGGGGCAAAGCUCUUCCCCACACAAGGAGCCACCAUCAGCCAUUUGUAGAAUGUGCUGUUUGUCCAGGCUGUGACUCGAGCUCACCAAAAGCUGGGCUGUGGUGGCUCCAUGCCAAGAGAAGGCUUUGAGUCUUAACAUUCUCCUCGUGAAGAAUAAGUGCCUACAGACUUUUAACAAAUUCUCUUUGCCUGGGGAUUUGCCACUGCAUCACUGUCAGCCUGAAACAAAGUUCUGUUUUGCAGUCAUCUGGCAGCUGUGGAGAGGCAGGGCCCCUCAAAGGAAGCUUCAGUAGCCAGAGCGACUUGCUGCAGGGCUGAGGUGAAAGUUAUAUUGUUCCCUCCCCCCUAUUUAGCAUUCUGUGAACACCCCUGCCUUUUCACAUCCCACCAGGGAGCCAGCAGCCUGUGCUCAGCAGCAGAGGAAACCACCACAGAGUUUGAAUUGGCAGAGUUGUCUUUGCCCAGAACUCAGUGCUGCAGCAAGAGGCUUUUUUGGCACCCACUCUGAUCCCAACUGUUGCAGGGAACAUCCACCUGCUCCAGCUGGCACAGCUUCCAAGAGGGGCCCUUCUCUGGAACAAGGGCCAAACAAAAAGGGUCACAGUGCACCUCUGCUCCUUCCUUGCAUGCAAAGAUUCAAAGAGAAGAUCAGUCAAGGAUGGUAGCAGAGCCUCAGAUCCCCAGGCCUGACCUUUUAGAAUACAAAUGUCCGUGUCUUCCAGUUCUUUUGUUCCUGUCAUCCCUCAUGUGGUUUGCAGCUCAGGGAUACCCCAUACAGUGUGACCUCUGGUCCCUCCUCUUUCUUUAACAUGCAGGUAGAGUCCCCCUCACAUGAAUUAGCAGCUGGGACUUGCCUGCCCAGGAACAUUUCCCUAACAACAUGCA